Molecule: messenger RNA, 1176 nt
Organism: Pelagomonas calceolata
Lineage: Eukaryota; Pelagophyceae; Pelagomonadales; Pelagomonadaceae
Source: the annotation of a GenBank genome assembly
AUGGCGCCGAACAAGCGCCCGCCGACGGCCGCCGAAACGCAGACGCUCGACGCGAUCCGUGCUGAUCUGAAAACGCCCUUCGACGAAGCGACGCAUGGCGACUUGCUGAAGCGGCUCUGGAAGGCAGGCCUCGACGGGCCCUUCGAACGACGUUCACAGAAGUGGCAGCUCCUCGGCUUUCAAGGGGCCGAUCCUACAACUGAUCUAAGGGCGUGCAAGCUGCUGGGCCUCAAGACCCUGGUGACGUUUUUGGAAACGUCGCCGCGCCACGCCGAGGCCAUUCUUGAGAGUCGGCGCAUAACAGGAGACUUCGACCCUAGAAAACCGGGCUUCUAUCCGGUGGCCUGUGCUGGCAUCGAAGUCACGGCCUUCCUCUGCGAGCUUUGUGGAUUGCGGGGCCCGAACGGGGCGCCGCCGCCGGCGGAGCUCCCUCCCUCAAAUCGAUGGGCUGCUUUGGUGGGCACGCGGACGUCCUUUGACGAGUGCUUUGCCGCGGUCCUGCGGGCGUUGGACCGGCGCUUUGAUGAUGAACGGGGCGACUACAUGGGCUUCGCGUCCGUACGGGACGCCGUGUUCGCGGACGUGCGGGAGGCUCUGGACCGCGGCGAGUCCACGGUCGAGCGGUCGCUAAAGCUCGCGCCGGGCGCCUGGGGCGCGACGAAGCCCGAUUAUGCAGGCUACUUGGACAAGCUCCCCGCGUCGUCGCCGACUGUGUGGAAAUCGACCAGUGAGUUAAGUUAUCGACCCUCCACGCCAUCGAGCCGACGCGUCACGGCGACGACGUCGCGUCGAUGGCGUGGGGGGCCGAAAUUUGAUUUCCACGCAGGUCGCGCGCGAAGCGCCUCGUCGCCGCGUGGCAGCGGCGCUACUUCGUGCUGCGCGGCGCGGUCAUCGGGGUGCUGAAGUGCGAUUCUUCAACGCGCGCGGAGGCAUGUGGCGAGCUGCGAAGUUUGUAUAGGCUCACCGCGGCGUCCGUCGUGUCCGUCCGGCGCGACCGGUUGGUCGUCGAGAACCUGGAGCGCGACGGCCGGUCGAAGCUCAAGCUUGUGGUACGAGGAGACGAUCUCGAAAAGUGGGCCGCGGCGCUCGAGCGCGCGGUGCCCCAGAACUUCUCGGACUCCGGUGAUGAGAGCCCUGUUGUAGACUUGGAUACAUCCUAACUAACCUUAUUCAGCU